Molecule: messenger RNA, 2168 nt
Organism: Bufo bufo (common toad)
Lineage: Eukaryota; Metazoa; Chordata; Amphibia; Anura; Bufonidae
Gene: MATCAP1
Product: KIAA0895 like
Exons: 7
Coding region: 169-1512 (447 amino acids)
Source: RefSeq, a predicted model, not a curated record
GCGGGUUGUAAGGAGUGGCGGGAUGUCACGUGUCCUCUCAUCCCAGCCAUUGUCCAGAGUCACGUGGUGUCACCGGCACAGAAGAUGCUGCUGCUAACGGGGGUCCCAGGGCACAGGAUCUCGUCUCCAGCCGUAGUCUUCCCCUUCUGGUGUCUCUGACAGUGGAGAAUGGUGGUGGACGCCGCUCGCCAGGCCUAUAACACAAUGUCGUCUGCAUCUUCUGAUAAGAGUGAGGCCCGCUCCAAGAAGAAGUCCUCUCAGAUGAACGGCUUCCAUGUGGCCCCGCAGCCUGGUCCCAGCAGGAGCCUGAGUAGGAGCCUCUCGUCAGGUGUGGUGGCCCAGCGGAGGCUCUCAGGGUGCGCGCUCUACGGGGGGACAUGUAGUUGGCUGCGUCGCAGUGAGAGCUCCUGCACCCUCAACAGUAGCAGCAGCAGCAGCAGCUCCCGGGGCAGAAUGCGUCCUGCCGGGUCUCUGCCGUCCAUCAGUAAGGCCAUAAAGAGGACCUCCUGCCUCCUUGUCGCUCUUCGGCCCACCAAUGUGGAGCAGGAGCGGGAUAAUUUCUUCCUCUCCAACUAUAGCUACAACCCACAAUUCCAGUAUCAGGAACCCAUGUCCCUCAGUGUGCUGGAGAAAUACAGCCAAGCAUCUAACCAGUUCCUGGUCCAGGCGCUGAGAAUACUGAACGCGGUCCUGGAUAAAUAUGGUAGUUAUGAAAGCUUUGAGUCACAGACUGGAGGAAAUCUGCUCAGCAAGUGUCAGAUCUGGUCAUGUUGUCGGCGGUACAUGCAGAAAGAGAACUGCAGCGGCGAGGUGGUGGUCCAGCUGACCGAAGACUUGCUGUCUCAGGCAGUCAUGACAAAUGAGAACAGCCGUCCGACACUAACCAUCAACUUACUAGGUGCGCGGCAGCACUGGCUGGAGGGGAUGCUCCGACACGAGAUAGGGACGCAUUACUUGCGAGGAGCGAAUGACGCUCAGCAGCCCUGGCAUGGUUCAGAAAGUCGCAAACAAUUUGGAUUGAAGCCGGCCAACCCCACAGAGGAAGGCCUGGCUAGCCUGCACAGCAUGCUUUUCAGGAAACACCCCUACUUGUGGCGCGCUGCCCUCCUCUACUACGCCAUCAGUCGUGCCGCCACCUGCAGCUUCUCCAACCUGUUUAAUGACCUGCAGCAGUUUGUAGAAGACCCUGCUGUGCGGUGGGAGUACUGUGUGCGGGCCAAGAGGGGCCAGAAGGACACCGGAAAACCAGGCUGCUUCAGCAAAGAUCAGGUCUAUCUGGACGGCAUCAUCCGCAUCCUGCGACACCGCCACUCCAUCGACUUCCGCCUGCUGACUUCCCUGGGAAAGGUCGCUUUCGAGGACGUGGAGCGGCUUCGUCCAUUUGCUCAGAUGAAGGACGCUCGUCUUCCUCACUUCAUGCAGGACAUGGAGAAGUAUCAUCACCAUCUGAAUCACAUCAUGGUGAUGAACCAGCUGAGCGACGAGGAGCUCCGGAGCCUUCUCCCAGACUGACGCGCUCUUUCUAUAUUUAUUCAUGGGGGACUGGACUUUUCUAUUGGGUCACACGAGCCUCACCUUUUUUUAUUCUUACGCUUUUGAUUAGUCUUAAUAACGCUCUGAAGGUCCCAGGGAUCGUGGAAGGUGUGAUCUCCAUAGUUGUGUGUUGUGGCCCCGGGCUCUGUUUAUUAAAUGAUAAACGGACUGAUCCUCGUCACCAUCACUGUUCAGUGCUAUGUACUAUCAGAUCCUGGAGGAUCGGCGUAUGGCCACACGGUUAGGAUUCCAAAAUCAGGAGACAAGGUAUUAAAGGCAGAUACAACUUUUUUUUAAUUCACUUCUGGUUUGGGAUUCAAAAAAACCUGACCUUGUGGCCAUACCCUUAGAGACACGUUGGCAGCUGGCUGUUCUGUGACGCUGACCGCUCUAGACCACUGGUUGUCAACCUUUUCACGCCAAGUACCCCCCUAGUGACAAGAAGUUCUAACAGAGAACCCCCAAGAAAGUGAACAAUGAUAGAUUUUAGAGUAAGUUCACACUUGCAUUACAACAGCUCUGCCAGACUAAAACGGGAUCCACGUUUUCCAGCGUGAGGUUUCGCACGGACACAAACAGUUGUGUGAAGCACUAUUCAUCCUUUCAAAAUGUCAGGCACCACAUUAGGAUCUAUU